AUGACCAAAAAAGGCCUCAUGAAGAAGGUAGCAUUUCAGUUUUUCGAUGGAAACCAGGGAUUUCAGGAGAUGGAGGUUCAAGCAGUUUUGAAACCAAGCCAUCAGAAGGAAGGACAGGAAUUAAAUGCUUUGCUAAAUGCUCCUCACAUUCAGGCACUCUUAUUAGCCCAUGAUAAGGUUGCUGAACAGGAAAUGCAGCCGGAGUCCACUACAGAUGAGAAAAUUUAUGAGAGUGUUGGCCAGUAUGGAGGGGAGACUGUAAAAAUAGUUCGUAUCGAAAAGGCUCGAGAUAUUCCAUUGGGUGCUACUGUUCGUAAUGAAAUGGAUUCUGUCAUAAUUAGUCGGAUCGUAAAAGGAGGUGCUGCAGAAAAAAGUGGACUAUUACAUGAAGGAGAUGAAGUUCUGGAGAUUAAUGGCAUUGAAAUUAGGGGAAAGGAUGUCAAUGAGGUUUUUGACUUGUUGUCUGAUAUGCAUGGCACGCUCACAUUUGUGCUGAUUCCUAGCCAGCAUAACAAGCCCCCUCCUGCCAAAGAAACAGUAAUACAUGUGAAAGCUCAUUUUGAUUAUGAUCCUUCUGAUGACCCCUAUGUUCCUUGCCGAGAAUUAGGUUUGUCUUUUCAAAAAGGAGAUAUACUUCAUAUCAUAAGUCAAGAAGAUCCUAACUGGUGGCAGGCCUACCGAGAAGGAGAUGAAGAUAAUCAACCUCUGGCAGGACUUGUUCCAGGGAAAAGCUUCCAGCAACAAAGAGAAGCCAUGAAGCAAACUAUAGAAGAAGACAAGGAACCCGAAAAAUCAGGAAAAUUGUGGUGUGCAAAAAAGAAUAAGAAGAAAAGAAAAAAAGUUUUAUAUAAUGCCAAUAAAAAUGAUGAUUAUGACAAUGAAGAAAUACUAACUUAUGAGGAAAUGUCACUCUAUCACCAGCCAGCAAAUAGGAAAAGACCUAUCAUCUUGAUUGGCCCACAGAACUGUGGCCAAAAUGAACUUCGUCAGAGGCUUAUGAAUAAUGAAGUAGAUCGGUUUGCAGCUGCAGUUCCCCAUACAACUCGGAGUAGACGAGACAAUGAAGUAGCUGGCAGAGAUUACCACUUUAUUUCACGACAAGCUUUUGAAGCAGAUGUAGCUACUGGAAAGUUUAUUGAACAUGGUGAAUUUGAAAAAAAUUUGUAUGGUACCAGUAUAGAUUCCGUGAGGCAGGUGAUCAACUCGGGCAAGAUAUGCCUUUUAAAUCUUCGUACACAGUCAUUGAAGAGCCUUCGGAAUUCAGAUUUGAAGCCAUAUAUUAUCUUCAUUGCGCCUCCUUCACAAGAAAGGCUUCGUGCGUUAUUGGCCAAAGAGGGCAAAAAUCCAAAGCCAGAAGAAUUGAGAGACAUUAUUGAGAAGACUAGAGAAAUGGAGCAGAACAAUGGCCACUACUUUGACACUGCAAUUGUGAAUUCAGAUCUUGAUAAGGCCUAUCAGGAGUUGCUUCGAUUAAUUAACAAACUUGAUACUGAACCUCAGUGGGUACCCUCCACCUGGCUGAGGUGAAAAAAAUAAUUAUUCCAUAGCAUGAGCGUGCUUUUCUCUGGCAAACUGCCAACAAGGAAAAUUGCCUCCAUACUUUAAUGAGAGUACUAGGUGGCCAACAGUCUCUUAUACCUCUGUUUUUUGUUGUUGUUGUUUGUUUGUUUUGUUUUUAAAAUAUCUCUUAUGUUAAUAUGAUUGGACAAAGGCAUUCUGGCUGUUGGUGAACAGUGUUCUUUACUCAUUGUUCUAGGGAUUCCUUACUCGUUUUUGGAUUAUAAAUGUUACUCUUUAGACAAAGCAAUCCCAUUUUAAUUAUGAAAAUCUUUGAAUCCUGUUUUUACUUAACUAAAUCUGUUUUCUACUCAGUCACAUUUCCAUAAAUGUAAUGCAUGUGCAUACAUGUAUAUAUACAAUCCAUGUCACAUAGUUAUAAAUAUUGAUGUUAUUUAACACUUAAAAGAAUUUACCUAGUAGAAUCUUUUGUCCUUUUAGAAUAUGCCUCUCAAAUAUAGGGCAGGACUGGUUGUGGUUAUUAGAAGCCCUUUUAAAAAAUAAAAAGAAGGCAAAAAUAUG
Molecule: messenger RNA, 2079 nt
Organism: Gracilinanus agilis (Agile Gracile Mouse Opossum)
Lineage: Eukaryota; Metazoa; Chordata; Mammalia; Didelphimorphia; Didelphidae
Gene: PALS1
Product: protein associated with LIN7 1, MAGUK p55 family member
Exons: 12
Coding region: 1-1527 (508 amino acids)
Biological process (GO): establishment or maintenance of epithelial cell apical/basal polarity; morphogenesis of an epithelial sheet; protein localization to plasma membrane
Cellular component (GO): adherens junction; plasma membrane
Molecular function (GO): protein binding
Source: RefSeq, a predicted model, not a curated record